Molecule: messenger RNA, 1176 nt
Organism: Lotus japonicus
Lineage: Eukaryota; Viridiplantae; Streptophyta; Magnoliopsida; Fabales; Fabaceae
Product: proteasome subunit beta type-5-like
Exons: 8
Coding region: 147-959 (270 amino acids)
Cellular component (GO): proteasome core complex
Molecular function (GO): threonine-type endopeptidase activity
Source: RefSeq, a predicted model, not a curated record
AUCUGCCUUUUCCCCCAAGCCAACAACACAGACUAAAAUCACUUUUCUUUUCAACCUUUUCUCUCACUGCUUCAAACACAACAAUUCCGAUCUCUCUCACUUCAACUCCUCAUUCUUCAGAACCGUUAGGUCACUAAUCUGCAACCAUGAAGCUCGAUACCACUGGUCUCGAAUCGUUUCCUAAACUGGUUGCACCUGGAAACGACGUCGUUGGGGAGUUCACCGCACCCCCAUCAUUCGAGCUUCCCAAUUCCAAUGAUUUUGAUGGCUUCGUUAAAGAAGCUAUUCAGAUGGUGAAGCCCGCGAAGGGUACGACGACUCUUGCUUUUAUAUUUAAGGAUGGUGUCAUGGUAGCUGCUGAUUCUCGUGCUAGCAUGGGAGGGUAUAUAUCUUCGCAGUCUGUUAAGAAAAUUAUUGAAAUCAAUCCGUAUAUGCUUGGGACAAUGGCUGGAGGUGCUGCUGAUUGUCAGUUUUGGCACAGAAAUCUUGGGAUCAAGUGUCGGCUACAUGAGUUGGCAAAUAAAAGGAGAAUUUCAGUAACAGGGGCCUCUAAGAUGCUUGCAAACAUUUUAUACUCUUAUCGUGGAAUGGGGUUAUCUGUUGGUACCAUGAUCGCUGGAUGGGACGAGACGGGUCCUGGUCUAUAUUACGUUGAUAGUGAAGGAGGAAGACUUAAAGGCACUAGAUUCUCUGUUGGAUCUGGUUCACCAUAUGCUUAUGGUGUAUUAGACAGCGGGUACAAAUAUGACAUGUCAGUUGAGGAAGCUGCUGAGCUGGCUCGACGAGCAAUUUAUCAUGCUACAUUUCGUGAUGGAGCUAGUGGUGGAGUUGCUAGCGUUUACCACGUGGGACCAAACGGAUGGAAGAAAUUGUCUGGUGAUGAUGUUGGGGAGCUUCAUUACCAUUACAACCCAGUUGUUCCAAGCACCGUGGAACAAGAAAUGGUUGAGGCAGCUUGAGCUUUAUGGAGUACUCAUGGAUAUCUUCUCUAGUUUCCUUUCCUUUCCUUUGCUGCUUAUUUUGAAUCGAUAGCAUGGAACUGAUUAUUUUAUAUUUGAAAGUUGACACUAGUGCUGUACUAUUCUGAUAUGUUGAAUGUUGAGAUCAAGUCAAAUUUACCAUUGGAAAUGAAAGAUAGAGCCAUAUGCGACGUAUGGAGUAGUUUAAAUGGGAAAA